Messenger RNA from Gekko japonicus, 1931 nucleotides. RefSeq names its product FYN proto-oncogene, Src family tyrosine kinase (gene FYN). Bases 11 to 1624 code for a protein of 537 amino acids. Gene Ontology annotation, molecular function: non-membrane spanning protein tyrosine kinase activity; ATP binding; signaling receptor binding. The transcript has 11 exons. Gene Ontology annotation, biological process: cell surface receptor protein tyrosine kinase signaling pathway; protein phosphorylation; cell differentiation. Gene Ontology annotation, cellular component: extrinsic component of cytoplasmic side of plasma membrane. The record is from RefSeq and is a predicted model, not a curated record. Lineage: Eukaryota; Metazoa; Chordata; Lepidosauria; Squamata; Gekkonidae.
AUUUUAGAUAAUGGGCUGUGUGCAAUGUAAGGAUAAAGAAGCAACAAAACUGACAGAUGAGAGAGAUGGCAGCUUAAACCAGAGUUCAGGUUAUCGUUAUGGGACAGAUCCAACCCCGCAGCAUUAUCCAAGCUUUGGCGUGACUUCAAUUCCAAACUACAACAACUUCCCCACAGCUGGAGGACAAGGAUUGACAGUCUUUGGUGGAGUCAACUCCUCAUCACAUACUGGCACCCUGCGUACAAGAGGGGGAACAGGUGUAACUCUUUUUGUGGCUCUAUAUGAUUAUGAAGCAAGAACAGAAGAUGACUUAAGUUUUCAUAAAGGAGAAAAAUUUCAGAUACUUAACAGCUCGGAAGGAGACUGGUGGGAAGCUCGUUCCUUGUCUACAGGAGAAACUGGUUACAUUCCCAGUAAUUAUGUGGCCCCAGUUGACUCCAUCCAAGCAGAGGAGUGGUACUUUGGCAAGCUUGGAAGAAAGGAUGCUGAGAGACAGCUGCUGUCAUUUGGCAAUCCACGAGGGACCUUCCUGAUUCGAGAGAGUGAAACCACCAAAGGUGCCUAUUCGUUAUCUAUUCGCGACUGGGAUGAUAUGAAAGGAGAUCAUGUGAAACAUUAUAAAAUUCGUAAACUUGACAAUGGUGGAUAUUACAUUACAACAAGGGCACAAUUUGAAACACUUCAGCAACUUGUUCAGCACUAUUCAGAGAGAGCUGCAGGUCUUUGCUGCCGCUUAGUAGUCCCUUGUCAUAAAGGAAUGCCAAGGCUUACUGAUCUGUCUGUCAAAACCAAAGAUGUCUGGGAAAUUCCACGAGAAUCACUACAGUUGAUCAAGAGACUGGGAAAUGGGCAGUUUGGGGAAGUAUGGAUGGGUACUUGGAAUGGAAAUACUAAGGUGGCAAUAAAGACAUUGAAACCCGGUACAAUGUCUCCGGAAUCAUUCCUUGAGGAGGCUCAGAUUAUGAAAAAGCUGAAGCAUGACAAACUUGUCCAGCUUUAUGCUGUGGUGUCUGAAGAACCCAUCUACAUAGUCACGGAGUACAUGAGUAAAGGAAGCUUGCUAGAUUUCUUAAAGGAUGGAGAAGGAAGAGCCCUGAAAUUGCCAAACUUGGUGGACAUGGCAGCACAGGUUGCUGCAGGGAUGGCUUAUAUUGAACGAAUGAAUUAUAUACACAGAGAUCUACGAUCUGCAAACAUCCUGGUGGGAAAUAGUCUAAUAUGCAAGAUUGCUGAUUUUGGAUUAGCAAGAUUAAUUGAAGACAAUGAGUACACAGCCAGACAAGGUGCAAAAUUCCCCAUCAAAUGGACUGCCCCAGAAGCUGCAUUAUAUGGAAGGUUUACAAUAAAAUCAGAUGUCUGGUCCUUUGGAAUAUUGCUGACAGAGUUAGUAACAAAAGGGAGAGUGCCAUAUCCAGGUAUGAAUAACCGAGAAGUCCUGGAGCAAGUAGAACGGGGUUACAGGAUGCCAUGCCCUCAGGAUUGUCCCAUCUCCCUGCAUGAGCUCAUGAUCCACUGCUGGAAGAAAGACCCAGAGGAACGCCCAACUUUUGAGUACUUGCAGGGUUUCCUUGAAGACUAUUUUACUGCAACUGAACCACAGUACCAGCCAGGUGACAACCUGUAAAUUUUUGGUCUGUGCAGACUUCCACUAUCAGGUAUCCCACUCACCGCUGACAUACCGUGACUGGCUGCUCCCAGGAGCAGCAUCUUAAAGCACUGGGAUGUGCUGGGUCCUGAAGAUGAGACCUUCUAACUACCUGCCCAAAAGAUCUGAAUGUCUUCUCUGGACAGAAAGUGAACAUUUGGUUUUGUUUUUAAUCAAAGACUCUGAAUCUGCAUUGUUUUGAUGUUAUGUACACUGCAAAAACUUUGUUUAGUGUAAAUAGUAAUUCAGUGCCAAUAACUGAUCCUAGUGCUUUCCUUUUUUAAAA